AGCACCCGCCUGGACUCUCCAUGCUAGUAUCUGCUUGGGCACAACUUCAAGUUCAAGCCGAAGACGGCCUUCACUACUCACCAGCUUGACUCACCUCACUUCGACCUCGAGAAUCCAACCGCUUCGAGAACAGACAAGACGUCCGGCGACAGAGCCUCACCGUGCAGUGCAAGAGGAUUCGAUUUCACAGAAAUCUCACCCAGAAUGGCGCCUACCUCUAACGCCCACACUCGCUCUCACAGCAUUCUGCUGUUGCAAAAACUCUUGAAUCUGCGCGACGGCGCAAGCCCGCUCACCCUCGUCAUCGACAGCCUCGAGCAACCCGCGCAACCUGUACUGAGCGAGUUUAUCUCACGGGCAAAGAUCGCCAAGACGUCGGUGAUAUUCCUCUCGUUUGUGACGCUCAAGAAACCCAGAGAUGUCGACGUCUUCGUCAAAGCCGCGGGCAAAGACUUGAAUUCCGUUAGACGAGACUUGGUCGCCCAUUAUCCCGCAUUUAAACCUUUGGCCGCAAAAGAGAAACCUACACAGAGAGCUAUUGUUAUCAUCGACUCCCUCAACGCCCUGGCCUCUACCGCCCCGGAGUCGCUCGCAAGCUUUCUCUCUAGCAUCAUCACGCCAGCCGUCUCCAUCGUGGGCACAUACCACGACGACGUUCCCAUCGUACUCCCCAAGUCCUUCAGCGAGUACGAGCCUCACCCGUUCACCAUCUUGUGCCACCUCGCGACGGCCAUCUUGAGGCUUUCCAGCCUGUACCAGGAAAUCGAGCGGCAAAAGGCCCGCAACAGGAGUAUCCAGGAGCCGGAAUGGGGACUAGGCGAGGAUCGCGAGGGUGUGCUCGUUGGGUUGAAGGGGCGAGGGAGGGACAAGAGCGACGCAAGUGACGGGGUGGUGAUGCACAUGGAACUACGACGACGCAGUGGCAGAACAGUGGCCGAGAAGUUCAUCCUCAGUCGAAAGGAGGCUUCUGCAUCACCGACGUCGUUGACCCCUGGUAAAGUCUGCCUGCUCGCGGACCACCCGAUGCUGGGGGCGCCGGCAGACGGCGAAACGGGCGAAGGCGAAGAGGAGCCCGAAAGCACCUUCAACCUCGGGCUGACGGAGAAGCAAAGAAAGGACCGAGAGGGAAUAGUGCUGCCUUACUUCGAUGCGCAGACAGAUAUCGGUGCAGGUGAAGGAGGAAGGAUAUUGUACGAGAUGGGGCGGGAGGACGACUUUGAUGACGAGGAAGACGAGAUAUGACCGAUUGACGAGAUGAGACCUGCCUUGUUCACGAAGGCCUUGCCAUUCGGCUGGUCAGUUCACAAAGAAGAGUGUACGGCUGGAUGGAUCCAUGCAAGGGAGCUCGAUGACAUUGUCCUACUUCUUUCGAGUCACCCUGUGUGUGCCCUGGGAAUCUGGGUAGGGAGACUCAUUCCAAGGAGAAUACAGCGCCCCUUCUGCCACGUCACCACAAAUUCUGCAAAAGACAAUGUCGAAAAAAAGGCAUUGCUAGAGAACACUGUCUGGAAAAUUACAUCUUUG
This is a messenger RNA of Ilyonectria robusta, 1524 nucleotides long. Its product is annotated as Elongator complex protein 5. NCBI's taxonomy places the organism in Eukaryota, Fungi, Ascomycota, Sordariomycetes, Hypocreales, Nectriaceae. Gene Ontology annotation, molecular function: tRNA binding. The record is from RefSeq and is a predicted model, not a curated record. Bases 205 to 1242 code for a protein of 345 amino acids. Gene Ontology annotation, biological process: tRNA wobble uridine modification. Gene Ontology annotation, cellular component: nucleus; cytosol; elongator holoenzyme complex. The transcript has 3 exons.